Messenger RNA from Hippopotamus amphibius kiboko, 951 nucleotides. It is a transcript of the gene DYNAP, whose product is annotated as dynactin associated protein. Gene Ontology annotation, biological process: activation of protein kinase B activity. Lineage: Eukaryota; Metazoa; Chordata; Mammalia; Artiodactyla; Hippopotamidae. The coding region runs from base 70 to 951 and encodes 293 amino acids. The transcript has 3 exons. Gene Ontology annotation, cellular component: Golgi apparatus; plasma membrane. The record is from RefSeq and is a predicted model, not a curated record.
GAUAUAAAAGGUAAUGCACGGAUUGAAAAAUAUUUUUGGAGUUCAGCUUGCAGUACUUCAAGCUCAAGAAUGGACAGAAAGCACGGAAAAUAUGUGGUGAAUAUUGAACACCCUGAAAACCCGGCACCAGUCAUGUGUUCAAAUGACCAAGAGGCCCAUAGCUCUGCAUGCUGGCGUCCACCUUCAAGUGACGUAACUUGUGAUGUCCCUUCCAACUUUACUGGGGUCUGUGUGAACCCAAGAGUUGUUGCACAAUCAGGAUGCCACACACAGGUGAAAGAAAAUUGCUGCAAUAACUGGUCUCUGUGGAAAGUCUUUCUGGCUUGUCUCUUAGCCUGUGUGAUAACGACAGCAAUUGGGGUACUCAUAGUAAGCCUGGUGAAUAGUAGGGGAAAUGACAAAACUUCCGUUGUUAUCCAGCUACCCUCCAAUGACGGGCAGCCUAUAGUUAUUAUUCCUGGAACCACCUCUUCUACUUCUCAACCUACAGUGACCACCAGUUCAACUGAACCGACAGCUACAACCACUUCAGCAGAAUCUACUACCUCUGCCUUGCCCACUGAACCUACAUCUGAAACAGGCACACCCGUCACUCCCACUGAACCUAUGCCCGAGACAGACACCACCGAAACAGACACCACCGUCACUCCCCCUGAACCUACGCCCGACACGGACACCACCGUCACUCCCGAUGACCCUACGCCCGACACGGACACCACCGUCACUCCCGAUGACCCUACGCCCGACACGGACACCACCGUCACUCCCGAUGACCCUACGCCCGACACGGACACCACCGUCACUCCCGAUGACCCUACGCCCGACACGGACACCACCGUCACUCCCGAUGACCCUACGCCCGACACGGACACAACCGUCACUCCCGCUGGGCCUAUGCCAGAGACAGGCGCAACCAUCACUGACGCUGGAUCUAUAGCCUCCACAACUUGA